AUGAAACGCUCCCUGAAGGGGCUGUCCCGAGGCUCCUCAAUGGAGGGCCUCACAAAACGGAGCUCGGGGGCUGCGACUGCCGGCCACGGGGAAGAUGGCUGCGAGACGCCGGGAGACGCUUCCCAAACCGGCACAGUCAUUCUCCGCGAUGCCCGUCAAGCACGGGCCGAGGUGAUGAGGCGGAAGAGGAUUAAUCUUUCCAACUGCAAGCAACCCAGUGUUCGCCGUGCAGCCGCAUUCUUCGGGUUGAAAGAGGCCGGCGCUGGUGAAGAAUGGACUCUGCUCUGGACCGACUCCUCCGUGACAGUGGACAAAGCCUUCCAACUGAAAUGCUACCAGAAAAUUAAUCACUUUCCUGGGAUGAACGAAAUCUGUAGAAAGGACUUGCUGGCCAGGAACUUAAGUCGAAUGCUAAGGCAAUACCCAGAAGAUUACAACUUCUUCCCUAAAACCUGGUGUUUACCAUCUGAAUAUCAUGAUUUUGUGGCCUACUGUAAAGCCGGGAAACCCAAGACCUUCAUCUGCAAGCCAGAUUGUGAAAGUCAGGGGCGAGGCAUCUUUUUGACCCAGAACGUGAAAGAUGUUAAGCCCGGGGAGGACAUGAUCUGCCAGGUCUACAUUCGGAAGCCCUUCAUUUUGGAUGGUUUCAAGUUUGACCUCAGGCUAUACGUCUUGGUUACUUCCUGUGACCCUCUGCGGAUAUACCUCUACAAUGAGGGCCUGAUCCGCUUUGCCACGACAAAAUAUUCCGAACCCACCAAAAAGAAUUUAAAUGAUGUCUGCAUGCACCUCACCAAUUACUCCAUCAACAAGCAUAGCAAGAAUUUUGUCCAGGAUGAAGAGAAAGGCAGUAAAAGAAAGCUGUCUUUCUUUAACCAGUACAUGGAGAGCAAUGACUAUGACCUGGAGAUGCUGUGGAGCAGUAUUGAAGACAUGAUCAUCAAAACCAUUCUGUCUGCGUAUCCGGUCCUGAAGCACAACUACCUCGCCUGCUUCUCAAAUCACGUGUCUGGGAGUGCUUGCUUUCAGCUCCUCGGCUUUGACAUCCUGCUGGAACACAGCUUGAAACCCUGGCUGCUGGAGGUUAACCAUUCCCCGAGCUUAGCGACCGACUCCAAGCUUGAUCAAGAGGUGAAGGACAAUCUUCUUUAUGAUACACUCUGCAUGAUUAACCUUGCAGCUUGUGACCGGCGGAAAAUCAUGGAGGAAGAGAGGCGGCGAGUGAACCAACGGCUGCUUCACACAUGCCGGUCGCGGGAGCACAGAGCUGACGAGAAACGAAACAACCAGGCUGCCUGCGUGGAACAGAUGAAAAAAUACGAAGACGAAAACAUGGGGAACUUCAAAAGGAUCUACCCGAGCGCCACUUCGGAGAAAUACGAGAAGUUCUUCAAAUGCAAGCAUUACCUUUUCCAGGAAACAGUUGCCUCCAAGGCUCGGGAAGAAUAUGUCAGGCAAAUGCGCAGGGAAAUUCAGCAGAGGCAGGAGCAGAAGGAAAUGACUCUCAAAAGCCGGAGUUCCCCGGAAAGGAACCUGCGAGGAAAGUCCCAGCCGCAGAAGAAUCCGACCCCGUUGGUCGUGGUGAAGCCAAAGUCACCAGAAGGGCUGCAGACGUCACCAUCCUCCACUCCUACCAGCCAAGUGCUAGAAAUUGUCUCCAGCCCAAGCCAGCGAGCAGGCAGUGGGGAGAAGAAGAAUGUGGGCCACAGCUGUGAAUUGUCUCCAGGCAGAGCAGAUGCUGAGCCAGAGCCGGAUGCCGUAGAGCAGAAGGCCGAUGGCACAGAACACUGCUCGCUGCUCCAGAACCAACCCCAAGCAGAGCAGAAGGAACCAGGCCAGAAGCAGGAGCAGACAGAGGUUCCAUCGGAGAUCCCUGCUGAAGCACACGAGGGAAAUGCUGGGAGUGAGGCCAAUGUGCAAAAAUCCCAAGCCGAGCUGGAAGCUCACUCUGGGGUCCAAGCCGUCCAGGAAGACAGUCAGAGCCAGGCUUCAUCUGAAACCAGCCCUCAGAUUUUGUCAGGGUCUCUGGACGAGGCUCAUGAGGAAGAUCUCCAUCAAUUCCAGCCAGAGCCCUGUCACCUGUCUCAAGCAAAGGCUUGUGUUCAGGCUCAAGUAGAGGUCCAAGACCAGAGCCUGCGAGAGGCCCAGGACCAAGGAGAGUUACCAGCCCAGGGGCUGAUCCAAAAGGAGGGCCAAGACCAACCCUUUCAGCAAGUCCACGAUCAGUCCGAGACAGAGAUCGAUGACCACACUCAAGAAGGGGCUUGUGACCAGGCUCAUGAAGAAGUCUGUGAUCAGAUCCAAGCAGAAGUCUAUGAUCAGGGCCAAGCAGAGGCCCAACAUCAGAAUACCCAGUCGGAGAUCUUCGAGGAACUUGACCAGAAGAGCACAAUUAUUGAGGAGGAAACCGAACCAGCAGACGCAUGCAGCACGCUGCCGGCCGAAAGCACAGAGCAGAAUGGGAGCUCGAGGCAAUUCCACCCUGAGGUCCAGAGUCAGCCCUGGAGCGAAGGUGGCCCCGAGGCCCAGGCGUUCCCCCAGGGGGUACAAAAGGCAGCAAGAGAGACGCUGAGCACGGCGGGCAACCCGCACGCCGCCUCGCAGGUCAUCCAGAAGUUGGCUAAGGUCCUGAAGUGCAACCACAACCAAGUGGGCCCAGCAAGCAGCCUGAAUUAUUCCGGACAGGCUGAUGCCGCAGGGCACGCUAAUGCCACGGAGGAGAUUUCAAAUGCGCCUUGGGAUCAGCGUGAUUCCUGUUGCAACUGCUGGGGUUACAGUAAGUGA
Molecule: messenger RNA, 2784 nt
Organism: Mobula hypostoma (lesser devil ray)
Lineage: Eukaryota; Metazoa; Chordata; Chondrichthyes; Myliobatiformes; Myliobatidae
Product: tubulin polyglutamylase ttll6-like
Exons: 13
Coding region: 1-2784 (927 amino acids)
Biological process (GO): protein polyglutamylation; microtubule cytoskeleton organization
Cellular component (GO): cilium
Molecular function (GO): tubulin-glutamic acid ligase activity; tubulin binding
Source: RefSeq, a predicted model, not a curated record